Messenger RNA from Nematolebias whitei (Rio pearlfish), 1900 nucleotides. RefSeq names its product zinc finger protein 260-like. Lineage: Eukaryota; Metazoa; Chordata; Actinopteri; Cyprinodontiformes; Rivulidae. The transcript has 3 exons. Gene Ontology annotation, cellular component: nucleus. Gene Ontology annotation, molecular function: RNA polymerase II cis-regulatory region sequence-specific DNA binding; DNA-binding transcription factor activity, RNA polymerase II-specific. The record is from RefSeq and is a predicted model, not a curated record. Bases 173 to 1900 code for a protein of 575 amino acids. Gene Ontology annotation, biological process: regulation of transcription by RNA polymerase II.
UGCAGCGGAAGUUGUUCUGCUCGAACGUUUAUUGUGUUCUCCAUGUUCCAUAUCGACGAACUAAGCCACUUUUCUCUCGACUUCUGGUGAAAUUAGUUUAAUUUUGAGUUCUAUUCAGCUGUAACUACUCGGUUAAUGUUGAAGGUAAAUAGUGAUGAACGAAAGCUAACAGAUGUGGAGACAGCAGGUCCAGCAGCACCUGGAUGCAGAGGAAGAAGAAAUGGAGGUUUUCCUUGGAAGUAGAGAUGCUCUUGAACAGGAAACAUCUGGAGGAAGCCAAAUCUUAGAUGCAGUUUUCAGUCCCAACGAUCAACUGCAUAUAAUAGUGGUUCCUGCAGAUGUUCAGAAGUCAGUACUGAUUAAAGAAGAAGCUCCUGAAGAACAGUGGCCUGAUGUGGACAAGCAGGAUGCAAAUUGCCUCCACAUAAAAGAGGAAGAGGAGGAACAGUGGACCAUUUUGGGGGGAGGGCAGCUCAGUAUGAAGGAGGAGACAGAUGUCACCAGCUUUUCAUUAACUGCAGUUCCUUUUAAGAGUGAGGAUGAUGAAGAGAAACCUCUGUUCUCACAGCUUCAUCAACACCAAGAUAAAGUCUGUGAUCUUCCAACCAGCAGCUCAGGUGACCACGAAGAAUUAUCAACUGGUGAAGGAGAAAAAGAUUCAAAAAAACAAGAUCUAAAUGCUUAUAGAGAUUCUGAUUCUUCAGAAACUGAAGUUAGUGAAGAUGACGAAGAGGAUAAUGACGUGAACAAUCCUGAGUCUCAGAUGAAACUUUUAUCUGACAUUGGGUUAAAAACUGAAGACACUGAUGACAUCUGGGAGUCUUCACCCAGCAGGGUCUCUGAGUCAAGUGUGAACAGGGUCCACAACAAAAAUGGACUGAAGCCAUUUGGCUGUGAUGUUUGUGGGAGAAGGUUCAUUCAUAAGGUAUAUUUAAAAAGACACAUGAAAAUCCACACAGGACAGAAACCAUUUUCUUGUGAUCUGUGUGAAAAAAGGUUUAGCGUAAAGGGCAAUUUAACCAGGCACAUGAUGAUCCACACAGGACAGAAGCCAUUUUCUUGUGAUCUGUGUGAAAAAAGGUUUACUGAAAAGGGUGGUUUAAGGAGACACAUGCUAAUCCACACAGGACAGAAGCCCUUUUCUUGUCAUUUGUGUGAAAAAAGGUUUACUGUAAAUGGUAGUUUAAAAAAACAUAUGAUAGUCCACACGGGACAGAAGCCAUUUUCUUGUGAUCUGUGUGAAAAAUGUUUUACUGAAAAGGGUAGUUUAAGGAGACACAUGAUAAUCCACACAGGACAGAAGCCAUUCUUCUGUGAUCUGUGUGAAAAAAGGUUUGCUGAAAAGGCCAGUUUGAAAAAACAUAUGAAAAUCCACACUGGACAGAAACCAUUUUGUUGUGAUUUAUGUGGCCGACGGUUUAAAAGAAGGGGCUGUUUAAAUAGACACAUAAGAAUCCACACAAGACAGAAGCCAUUUUCUUGUGAUCAGUGUAGUCAAAAGUUUUCCAAAAAGGACAGGUUAAAAAAACAUAUGAUAAUCCACACAGGACAGAAGCCCUUUUCUUUGGUUCCUGCAGAUGUUCAGAAGUCAGUGCUGAUUAAAGAAGAAGCUCCUGAAGAACAGUGGCCUGAUGUGGACCAGCAGGAUGCAAAUUGCCUCCACAUAAAAGAGGAAGAGGAGGAACAGUGGACCAUUUUGGGGGGAGGGCAGCUCAGUAUGAAGGAGGAGACGGAUGUCACGAGCUUUUCAUUAACUGCAGUUCCUUUUAAGAGUGAGGAUGAUGAAGAGAAACCUCUGUUCUCACAGCUUCAUCAACACCAAGAUGAAGUCUGUGAUCUUCCAACCAGCAGCUCAGGUGACCACAAAGAAUCAGCAACUGGUGAAGGAGAAAAAGAUUAA